Molecule: messenger RNA, 3432 nt
Organism: Hydractinia symbiolongicarpus
Lineage: Eukaryota; Metazoa; Cnidaria; Hydrozoa; Anthoathecata; Hydractiniidae
Exons: 4
Coding region: 1044-2789 (581 amino acids)
Source: RefSeq, a predicted model, not a curated record
AAUUUUCAUUAUACAUUUAAAGUUUUUAAAAAUUUACCUCGUUUACAGGUCUACACGUGGUGUAAAAAGGGUAUUGCUAUUAUCAACCCAGAUUAUCUUAACUGAAAAAAGCGAGAAAUGUGAAAACGAUAUGGAAAUUUGCAUCAUGUCUAAUGAUACGUCAUCAGCUAUGGACGAAGGAAAGACUAGUUCUUUUUCGCCUUUCAUAUGCAAUACACACCAUUUUCUUUCGUCUCCUAAAGUUUACUUUAACGGGUCAAUUUUUUUUUUCUGUGAAAAAUAUAAAUUAGCGCGUGAAAUUUUAUUCAAGUGUUUGAAGUGAGGCUUGAAUUUUUCUUCAUUUUUUCUGAAUUUAAAUCACACGACUUCGUGUUGAAGUGAAUGUAUAUAUUUUGGUAGUAAGGUGAGAUUUUUAUAUAAAAAUAUUUUUUGCCCUAUCCAUUCAGCAAUACAAAGAGCCGACCAAUGUUAGUGGCCUAUUAGUGACAGCUAGUUUUAAAGCCGAUAAAAAAAUCAAUCUACUUUGUGAUUUUAACACCUGGAAACGAGUUGUGUACUUUAACUGGUAAAAGUUUUGUUAAGUUUGAAAUUGUCUCUGCGUGGACGCAAGUGAAGUUUCGUUUGCAUGCUUUUAAUAUGUUGUCGUUAUAUGAGAAAUUUACAAAUGUAAAUAUUUAAUGUUAAUAUUGUUUCUAUUGUAGUCUUUUUCUUAAUUUUGUUUGACACGGAAAGUUUGAUAUUUUAACAAAUAGUUUUAAUUAAAAAAAGGAAUUGAGGAAAAACCAGGGAACAUAGUUUCAAUUUUUUGGAUAGACUAGUUCUAAAUAGCACACCAUGAUAUUCCAAUAAGUUACUUUCUCUGUCUUUCCUGAAAGAUAUUCUGCUGUACUUCUUUAUUCUCGAUUAUUCCUCACGUUUAAUUUUCUUUAAUUUACAGUGAAUAAAUAAAAGGUUUCAUGAAGAAGUUCGAAAGUUAUCUACUAUGUAGAAGAGGUUGGGUUUAGUGAUCUUAUUGCAAAGUACUGGAACUGGAAUUUCUAGCGAUGGAAAGAAAAGGAAUUGGAAAGGACCUGGAAAGGUUAUUUCUCGACCGUGCCAUUUCCGCGAAAGUAGACGAAAUGGAGGAUCGAUUAUCUCUGAACGUUUUCAACAAAAGUUAUGUCAAGAACAUUUCUACUGCGCAUAAUAACGCCAUAAUAACGCCCAAGGCAAAAGUGUUUCUUCGGCAAAACGAAGUUAUCUCUACAAUUUUAUCCACGGCAUUGGUUCCAUCCAUAAACUACCCAGGAUCAAAUAUUCCAAAAUGUGCAAAAGUGGACCCGACUACGCACAGCCAUGCCCAACCUGGCAGAUUAAAGGGAACAUUGCUAUCUGAAUAUGUGGAUAAUUUAUUGGAAAAUGAUGCUAGGUUUCCCGAUUCAAAAGAAGAAAAAUACAUUAUUAAUUCGAUGUUGGAUUUUUGUAAAGAUGUUUGUCGUUUAUUACACGAGCGAUACCCAAUCUUUCGGGACUGUUACUACCUUGAAACCGGAAGUGUGUUUGAAGGUUUGAAAACAAAUUGUCCAGAUGAAUUUGAUUUUAUGAUUAUUGUCCCUGAAUUCGCAAAUUCAAAUGUUAUCAAUUUUAAACCCGCUGAUGAAUUUCAAUUGUUAGAAUACAAUAUUAUCGAUAAGAGUAUGUUUUCACUUGAUCAGGAUGGUGAUUCUUCUUUUUUCACUAAAAUUGAUGGUAUCUUGGAAGACAUGUUUUUAGAAAUUCUGCCUGAGAAUUGGAGGAUUAGUGCUGACACGCUUGGACGAACGUUAACUACCUCAAGAAUAGCACACACUUUGAAACUUAUAUAUGACGGAGAUGAUUACAAAAACUUUGCCAUUGGUGUUGAUUUUUGUCUCUCCGUCCCGUUAAAGAAAGUACCUUUUUGGCUCGAUUAUUCUACCCUCGCAGGCGUUCAAGUAAUCGAGACAUCAAAACCCUUGUUUUACAUCAUUCGCGAUAAAAAUUGCCGACUGUCUUUUUCUGUGUAUGAAAAAGUCAUAAUAAACCAGUACCCAAACGAUUCGAAGCCCAAGUGUUUAUUAAGGUUAGUGAAAGUUCUUCGAAACAAAUUUCUGUCUAAAAUAUAUGAUCCAAAUACACGAUUGAUGACUUCAUGGAUGCCAUCAUACUGGCUAAAAACAGUGAUGUAUCAAAUGUUAUGUGAGUGCACGUGCGAGAGUUGCUGGAGCGAGAUCAACAUAGCUGACGCUGUUAUUAACUUGUUUCAAAAGGUUUACGACUGCUUAGAAGCUGAAACAUUGUUCAGUUUCUUUAUUCCUAAAUAUAACUUAUUGUCUCCAUUCAGCGCAAACCAGUAUCGAGUUCGGCAUAGAGCGACUUAUUUAGAAUCUCCAUUAAAAGCUGAAAAACUAAAAUACAUGGAUGAAAUUAAAAACUUGUUGAAAAUACUUUCAGCAUUAAACAAAAAUCAAGAUGUUAUAUCCAUGUUAGUAACAAUGGAAGAAGAACGAACGCUUUCCACGAAGAAAGAAUACGAGAAUAAUCUACGUGCAGAUUUAUUAAACAUGUUUUAUUAUUAUGCUUAUAACGAUGCAGACGACGAAAUGGGUUUUAACUCGAUAAAAACGUUCAUCAAGGAUCAUUUCCCGGCUAUGUCAAUAUCGGGCAGUGGCUAUGAUGUGGUUCUUAGGGAAAACGAUGAAAUUAUCAAUAUUGAUAAAAAACUUGCUGAAACAUAUGGAACUCACGAUGACGGGCAGGAAUUUAAUUUUUUCCCGUUAUCUCGCGAAUAACUGAGAUACGUGCGUUGUCACAAGUUAUAUGUCCAGGGUGUAAUCCAGAAAUGUAAAAUAUGGACCACUAAAUCCGAAAUGGGAACUUCACCAGGUGGUAGGUGUUAUUGAAAUCUUCUUUCUUCACAACUUAAUAAAUUUUAGGGUGGUGUAAUCCACACCCUGACGUCAGUGGCUAUGAUGUGGUUCUUAGGGAAAACGAUGAAAUUAUCAAUAUUGAUAAAAAACUUGCUGAAACAUAUGGAACUCACGAUGACGGGCAGGAAUUUAAUUUUUUCCCGUUAUCUCGCGAAUAACUGAGAUACGUGCGUUGUCACAAGUUAUAUGUCCAGGGUGUAAUCCAGAAAUGUAAAAUAAGGACCACUAAAUCCGAAAUGGGAACUUCACCAGGUGGUAGGUGUUAUUGAAAUCUUCUUUCUUCACAACUAAUUUACAAUCUUUAAAAUAGAAUAGAUCACCCUGAACUCAUUACAAAUAUCUUCAAGUUGGACAGGAAUAAUGUUUUGAGUUGUAUAAAGAAGAAAAUGUUAUUGUAAAAAGAUUUAUUUCGGACAAAGAAAAAAUCUACAAACUAAUAAAUAAGAAAUUAUAACGAACAUAGAAUUAAUAGUAUAAUAAAGAAAUAAGAUCGUUGAUUUAUUUA